Molecule: messenger RNA, 6694 nt
Organism: Loa loa (African eye worm)
Lineage: Eukaryota; Metazoa; Nematoda; Chromadorea; Rhabditida; Onchocercidae
Product: phosphatidylinositol 4-kinase, variant
Exons: 43
Coding region: 1-6114 (2037 amino acids)
Biological process (GO): phosphatidylinositol phosphate biosynthetic process; phosphatidylinositol-mediated signaling
Cellular component (GO): cytoplasm; plasma membrane
Molecular function (GO): 1-phosphatidylinositol 4-kinase activity
Source: RefSeq, a predicted model, not a curated record
AUGGUAGCAGAUGAGGACUUCUUAUUCCAAAAUCUUCAGUAUUCUGCGAUAUGUCUUGCAAAGAUGAAAAAUGUGCCGAUAAAAAAAGUAUUGGAGAUUUUGCUUAAUGACAUGGACGGAAGUGAAAGGCCGUUGGAUUACAAUGCUCGAACAAAAUUGCUUGCAGCUGGAAUUUAUUUAUUAUAUGCCGAAGGACGACACCUGAAUGAUUUACUUCCAAUUCUUCUGGAAGUUUAUCGAAGUUUGCCACGGUUAAAAUGGAUUGAUGAUGAUGUUCCGAAUCGACAAGACAAAGUACCAAUACAGGAGAAGUUUGCCGUGUGUUUUAAUACUGUUCUUAGUGAGCUUGCUUCGAAUUAUCCGAGUGUACGUGAUAUUAUUAUCUCUGCACAAAUCGAAUUGCUUAUGGUCAUUUCUGAUGUAAUUGUUGAUAUUUGUGAUCAGAUGCAUCCACAAUUCCAAACAAAAUGCUACUUGAUGCGAGUUGUUUGUUUAAUGAUUGGAUUACUUCGGACAUUUGGACGAUAUAGCAGUGAUAAGGAUCAUCCACUGAUUUCGGUUAUUUAUCCCGUACCAUUCAUGAUCACCCAAAUAACUGCUCACAAUAAUCAGAUAGUUGGAAGUAAUAGAGUGGGGACUCUUCGGUUAACAACCGAUUCCGAAAAUUUCCUAUGGAAUGAUGCUGCCAAUACAGAAAAACAGGACCAGAAAGAACGUUUGCAGAAGAUGUUCUCCAAACAUGCUAGCAGCUUCGUGUUGCCUGUUUUCAGCGGCAGUCUUCCAAAAUUCAAAUUCGCAAUUGCCGAAUUGAAUUCGUUCUCCAAUAUUAUGGAACGACUGUUAAGAAAGCCACUGUUUGAUAUCAUGGACGGAUAUGCUACUGAUGUAUAUAUGGCUGGACAGAUCAAACGUUUCCCAUAUAAAACAGUGUCGGAAUGUCUUUCAUUGGUUUUUGUUACGGCCAUUAGAGAUGCUUAUGCGCCGUAUGAUAUGCUAAAACUCGAAAAAUCAUUGGCUCAAAAAUCUGCGCGGAAGGUGAAGACAUUGGCUACAGAAUUAUAUUCGAAGGGAGAAAAUUUUCUGAAUGCACAGAAAUUAAACGAGGAUGAACGAACAUUACAUUGUCCACUGUUGAUUAAUCGAGUUAAAAUGAACGUUCUUUGCAGCUCAGUUUGUCUUGAACUUAUGGUUUGGGGUACAUGCGAUGAAAUUGAUGCGGAAUCACUUCAUGCUACAAUAGCUGAUCGUCUUUGGCAUGUUCACGGACAUCGUCACGCAUCAUCCAAAAUAUCUCUAAUAAUAAUGGCUCUGGAAGCACUUGGCUCACUUGCUGUUAAAUUCCCAACAAUUGCUGCAACACUGGCGAUUAACAGUCUUAGCCAGUUCUUGGUUGAACCUUCACCUGUUUUCUCGAAAUUGGCUGUAGACCUCGGUGUUAUAGAAAAGCGUGUUUUCAGUGAGGGAGAUCGGAAAGAUGGAGAAAUGAUGAAAAAGAAGCUAACUUUCGAAAGUAUAAGGAAAGUGGCAAUAAACUCUCUUUGCAGGGCACUAAGAUCUGCCAUGAUAGUCGAUAAUUCAUCUGUACAAGCCUGCCUAACAAAUAUCUCCUCCAAACUGUUCCUUAUUGCGAACAAAGGCUCAAAUUAUGGCUCGGCUCUCGCUUUGGAAAAUGCGAUACGCAUUGUUGGCGGUAUUGGUGCUGCUUUGGUUGAUGUGGAAAAUGUUCCGCAACUUGCUUUUAGUGUUUUUCAACAAGCUUUUACGGAAACAUCUACGAAUCAUGAUGUCAUUGUAGCAGAAUUGGCUAAUAUGUGGAUAGCUGGCGCGCGUGACAUACAUGAUCUGAUUUGGUUACUUUUCACGAAAAUAACGAUUGAGUCAAGUAGUCGAGCUUAUGAUGCUGAUACUACUGAUGGUGUGGAACAUCGUUAUGCAUAUCUGUCCUUGGCAGUUGACAAUGCGAUGGCUAAGAUGGCAGAGAAUGUGAAUGAUAAUGAAGACAAAAUGACACUACUGUAUCGUUUUUUGGAACUUUUUGUGCAGCUGGGACAUGAAGGAAGGAAAGCCGGUGAAAAAUUGGCAAGGAUCAUGAAGCUUUCAACUGGUGCUGGGAACUUAGGUGUUUUGAUUCCGAAGAUUGCUUCUCUACUACGCAGGUCUGCGACAAUAAAGAACCCAUCAGUUCGGCUGCGAAAUUUGUUCCGCGACUUUUGGUUCUGCUGUACAGUACUCGGAUUUAAUGUCGCCCAGAUAGAUUUUCAGGCAGAAUUGCAGGAAAUCAGGGUAACUAUUUUGUCAGAAAUUUCUCCUUCUCCCGAGGUAACAGCGGUUGUCAAUAAAUUGGAAUUUAACCAUUGUAUUUACCUUUUAUCUGUAUUCCGCAUGGAGCUCAUGCGUGCGCUAAAUUCUACAGAACCGGGAGCAGUCCAUUCAAUAUUUCAGUAUCUCGAAGACAAAUCUAUAAGAAAAGACAAGGAUGGGAUCUGGACAUGUCUUCUUGCGGCAGCGAAAACCAUCUUCAGUAAAUAUUUGAAAGUCGCUAGUGAACGGAAUUUAGAUUCGGCUCACGAAAGCCAGCUUGAAUUACAUGCUCAAUUUCUGCUUAUCAUGUUCAAUCAUCAUCUGAAGGAGGUGAGGAAAUGCGCGGAUACUUGCCUUACCAAUUUAAUUGGCAACUUUCCGCAUUUGCUUUGGAAUGGCAAUGUAAUUAAUGUUGCACUACAACUUCUGGAAGCACUUUCAAACAAUCUCGAAAAUGACGCCGAUUGCAAAAUAAUGACUUUGUCUUUUCCAUCUCUGCAGCGAACUAUACAGCUUCAGGAUACUCUGGAAAGAAGAAAAUUAGUGGUACAAGACUUCUCUUUGCGCUGUGAACAAAUUCUUCAGGAGGCAAUCAAAUGGGCACCAGGUAGUACUCGAAGCUAUUUCGUUAAAUAUAUUACGAGCAUUAAUCCUGGCUGUUCUGGCAAUUUUCGUUUGACAGUAGAAGCUAUAAUGAAAAGUCUAAACGAUGCAUCUGGCUGUACAAAUGAUACCAGCUCAUCACUUUACCUUUCUGCUCUACAUUUAAGAUCUUUGUAUCUUGGCAAGGUGAAAGGCAUGAUAGAAACGUCCAAAACUGAAGAGGAAAUCAAACCUCAAGAACAGCUUGCUGAUUUAUUUGAGCAACAACUGGAAAGAGCUUGUGCAAAUGGAUGUGACAAAGAGAUAUCCGAGUCCAUAUUGAGAUUAGCAGCUCUUUUCAUUUUAAUGAAAGAAGUGUCUAAUCAAAAACUGGAUAGCCGCUUGUUACAUAUCCUUGUUUUUGUGCCACUCAAGAGCUUUACUGCUCCAACAAUGCGUCUCUGCAUAAUUGUAUGGAACUGGAUUCUUGUUGCUCGAGAAAAUAUCCAACUUCAAUUCCUUCGAGAAAUGGCGGCAUGUUGGACAAUUGCCGCACAAGAUCAUCUAGGUGUCUUCCAACGUGACCCCGAAGUUGUUUCUCCUUUGAGCUUACAUUACUGCUCAGGCCCGAAGAGACCGGAUAUUGUUCCGCACAGUAUAUGGAUUUACUUUUUGGUAGAAAGAGUGGAUAUUGCCAAAUAUUCAAGCAGAGAACAGUUAGACAUUUUGGAACUGAUGUUUGUUCAAACACUUCCACUGAACGUGGGUCGCCUAAAAGUAGAUGUUAAUUCACCAUUAUGUAUUUCUUCCGAUUCGAGUCUUUAUAAAGUCGAUUUAGCGCAUGUUACAAUGACGAGAAAUGUAGAGGCGAUUGGACUACGAUGUCAUUUUCUUAACUGCGUUCUUUCCAUGAUACAGCAUGAUUCGAUAUCAUUUCACAUAUCUAAAAAUAUUUUGCGACAACGUGUAUAUUGUGCAGUGUUGGAUUACUUUGCUGUUGCUGCUCAAACUCCGACACAGAAUGCAGCACAGUUGAAAAAUGAUAUACGUUUGCUGAUUACAUUUUGGAAUACCCUUUUCUCAGAUGUGAAAUAUAUCAAGAAAGAAAUAUUUGCCAGCAUUGACGCCGAACUCAACUUGGAAUCUCUUCAGCAAAUUUUUAAUGAUAACUACAAAUCCGACUCGAAAUACAAUCGCGCUGAUAUGCAAACUCGUCAUGCAAUGACAACCAGCGCUUGUAAUUGGGUAACACUUGUUGCUGCACAAGGUAGAGCUGGUUUACUGCAGAAGAAUACACUCAAUAUCGAUCCCAAUCGAUCCAAUCCAAACAAACAUGCAGAACAGCAGAUGAAACUGUACAAUCGCUAUCGAAAUUUAAUCUUGAUAUUUGUCGCGAAUGAAAUUGAACGCUUAAGUGCAUGGUUAAAUCCGUUGGGUGAAGCUCUGGGUUUGGAGGAUGCAAGCAUUGAACAGUGGCGAAAAUCAACAUUCCCUGAUGCGAGAACAGAGGCUAAACUUCUCCGGGAAAAUGUCAGAAUUGCUUGGCAAAUUUGCCCCGAUUUGGCGGUGCAUAUGCCAUCAAGAUUUCGUUCUUGCUGUGCUUGUCAGAUGGCUGUCCAAGAGCUGCUUGUGAACUCGCCGGAAUUAGUGACCGAUGUGCCCGAAGCUCUUACUUUGAUGCUGGGAGAAGGAAAGAUUCUUGAAGAAAAAGUGGAGGACUUGAAAACGUUAAGUCACAUUUUAACAUGGGCAGUAUGUGAUCCAGUGAUGGCUUUAUCAUUGCUCGGUCCGCGUCAAUACCCAACGCAUCCCAUUACAGUGCAGUAUGCUGUACGUGUAUUGAGGUCAUACCCACCAGAUGUGCUUUUGCUGUAUAUUCCGCAACUUGUUCAAGCUUUACGGCAUGAUACGAUGGGUUAUGUUGCUGAGCUAAUUAUGUGGUUGGCUGGUCAUUCACAACUUUUGGCUCAUCAGUUGCUGUGGAACAUGCAGGCAAAUAUGUAUAGGGACGAAGAUUCAAAGGAAAAGGAUCCCGAUUUGCAUGGACCUUUAAGCGAAUUGAUCAACAAGAUAAUAUCAAACAUGGAAGGUGCUGCACGAAAAUUUUACAAUAACGAAUUUGACUUAUUCAAGCAAAUCACUGAUGUAUCAGGAAAAAUUAGGCCAUUUCCAAAGGGCGAAGCUAGAAAAAAGGCUUGUCUAGCUGCCCUCGCUGAGAUACAUCUAAAAACGGUGGCUUAUCUGCCAUCUAAUCCGGAAGCAAUAAUUUUGGAUAUAGACUACAAAAGCGGGACUCCAAUGCAAAGUGCCGCUAAGGCGCCGUUUUUGGUGCGAUUCAAGGUCCUUCGUUGUGGUAUUCAGAAAUUGGAACGAUUAGGAAUCGCUGCACAUCAACGUGAACACAUUCCGGAAGCAGAUGUUCAAUUUCUUUCAAGAACAGAACAUAGUCUUGUUUGCUGGCAAGCAGCCAUUUUUAAAGUUGGUGACGAUGUACGUCAAGAUAUGUUGGCGUUGCAACUGAUGAGACUGAUGCGUAACAUUUUUAAUUCUGUGGACUUGGACAUUCGUUUAUUUCCGUAUAGAGUGGUAGCUACUGGGCCUGGCUGUGGGGUUAUUGAAUGUGUUCCAAAUUCGAAAUCGAGAGAUCAGUUGGGACGACAGACUGAUUUUGGACUGUAUGAAUACUUUCUGACGACAUAUGGUGACGAAAACACUGAAACAUUGCAACUUGCAAAACGAAAUUUCAUUCGGAGCAUGGCAGCAUAUAGUGUAUUUAGUUUCUUGCUACAAAUCAAAGACCGACAUAAUGGGAAUAUUAUGAUUGAUAGUGAUGGCCAUAUUGUUCAUAUUGAUUUUGGCUUUAUGUUUGAGAGCAGUCCGGGAGGAAAUCUUGGGUUUGAGCCAGACUUUAAACUCUCGCAAGAAAUGGUAGCAAUUAUGGGUGGCAAAAUGGAAGCACCAAGCUUUCGAUUAUUCGCUUCACUUUGUGUCCAGGCAUAUCUGGCUGUUCGGCCGUACUAUAAAGCAUUUAUUGCUUUAGUAUCACUGAUGCUGGACACACACCUUCCUUGCUUUCGUGGUAAAACAAUACAGCAGUUCCGAGAUCGCUUUGCACCACAGCUAUCCGAUCGUGAUGCAGCAAAGUAUAUGAUGAGUAUAAUACGAAAUUGUUUCCUGAAUGUACGAAGCAAAAUCGCGAGAGACUGCAAUUUUACAUCGGCUCCAUAUUAAUGUUAUUCGUUUGCUCUACCUCUUCGGUAUCAUGAGGACGAGGUUGUUUUGAUGGUAUAGCUGUUGAGCACUGCUCCAAUUAAUAGAAAUUAUUGAUUGCUCACGAAUGGAAGACUGAAAGAUCCGGAAGGAUCCCAUUUACAAUAAGUAUGAAAAAAGUAGAGACGGAUUGACAAGAUGGAUUUCGAGUAAUCGAAGAAAUAAGCGAUGAACUCUAGCCAAGUGGUGCUUACUGAAUAUUAUUGAUGUCUGGUCGAAAGAAUCAGAAACGCAGCUUUUGAUUUUAGGAUAAAUUGAAAUCAAUAAAAUGAGUAAAUCAUCUUUGCAGACAAAUUCGAUUUUCAGCACGUCCACCGUCUUCAAUUUCGAACUGUUGGAGUUUUUACUCUUCAAUAUAAAAUAUCAUAACGUAUUAUAUAUACAUGACUGAUUCUUCUUUUGAAUGCAUUAUUCACUAGUACAGUUGUAUGUUUCAUUAUUUCUUCCAGUAACCAACCGGAGCAGCUUUCUCCGGUUUGUGACCGACCGCACUAAUUUUACUCAGUCUUCAUCAAUGUCAUGUUAUUUGAUUUCAUAUUCC